Paramecium octaurelia is the source of this 5059-nucleotide messenger RNA. NCBI's taxonomy places the organism in Eukaryota, Ciliophora, Oligohymenophorea, Peniculida, Parameciidae. The record is from the annotation of a GenBank genome assembly.
AUGUACUAUUUUAUACUUUUGUUGGUUAAUAACUUGAGUAGUCUGAAGGUAAAGGAAAUGGAUUCGUUCUAUUAAUAUAGUUAAUAAUCUAUUGCAAUAUCAGAAGAUAUCCAAUCAAUUUCAAGUGCCUUUAGAUAUGGAUUAUGGUCAAAAUAUAAUCCUUUAACAAACAUUCUUUAAGUUGGAAAUGUUGGAUUAUUUGAUAGUGAUUGUUACCAUUUACAUAGUGCAAUUGAAGAAUCGACUUAGACUCUUAAUCUAAUAUAUUAUGAUUGUAUAAAUGAUUCUUUAUAGAUGAUCACAAAAACAAUUGCAUUUAUUGAUAAUAAUUAUGUGCAACAUUCAUUUACCAUAGAAAUAAAUCCAUUAGAGUACGAAAAUAUAUGGUAUUUUUUUGAAAUUUUAUAAUGGCCUUUUUAAGAAAGAUUUGAAUUAGUUUUUAUAUAUUAAUAGAAAGUUAUACGCUAAAAUUUGUUAAUUAAAUAUCCUUUUAAGGAUCAAAGCCUAAAAUUAAUUUUUGGAGGGGGAAUGAUAGUAAAACAAUCCUUGAUUGAAACAAUCUCAUAAGGUACAAGGUUUUCAUAUUUUCCUGGAAAAUUAAUAAAAGUUGAAUAUGAAUUUGGAGAGAUUUUGGUGGAUGAAGAUCAGGAAGAAUUAGCAAGAAGGAUUUUUGAACCAUAUAAUGUUUGUAUUUGUUAGGAGAAUAUUAAUUUAAGAGUUUAGGAUAAUAUGAUGAUGACAUAGUUGGAUAAUCAAGUUUUUAUUUCCGAGAAUAUAAACUGUGAUUCUUUUCAACUAUCUGGAUGGUUGAAGAUUACUGAUAUUAUUUAGAGUAUCGUACAAGAUCUCCAAAUAGAAAUUAAGUAACUGUUACGACCUAUAGCUACACAUUUCCAUCAGUCAGUAUAAAUAAUUCUAAUUUAAUUUAAAAAGAAUUUGAUAUUUUGCAUAGUUUAAUUCUUUGGCAAAAGUUCACAAUACAACUAAUUACUAAUUAAUUGAUAAUUAACAUCAAAUUUUAUGAAGAUUAUAAUAUUUAUGAAUAUAGUACUUAAUAAUAAGUAAAUUAGUUUAAGGGUACCUAAUUUAAACUUUAGUAUCGUAAUAUCUAUUAAUCCAAGACAAAUUUUUUAAAUAUUUUAUUAGGAAAUAUGAUAUUUAACAAUUGUGAAACAGAGUAUGAUAUAUAAUGUUGCCAUUAUAGUUGUUCAGAAUGUGAUGGGCCAUAGUAGAAUAAUUGCUUAUCUUGUACUACUUUGAGAAUUUAUUUGCCUAAAUUCAAAGCUUGUGUUUUUGCAAUUCAUACUAUUGAUUAAGAGGAUUGUGUUUCUCAUAUAGAUUAUGGAUUAGAGUUAUCAAAUAUUAAGAAAAAAAUGCCUAGGUGUAAAUUUGGAUAUUUUGAAUAUGAAGAUCUGUGCAUUCCAUGGUAAUUCUACUUAAUUUAUUAACUAGUCCUUCUAUAAUUAAUGAGAAAGUGUCCACUUGUUAAGAAUGACUGUAGAAUCCUAAAGGAUGGAGUAAAAAUUCCUAUUGUGAAAUUGAUUUAUACUUAAAAUAAAAUGGUUCUACUCAAACCACUAUGCGGCAAGGUUAUCAACCAUUUUUUGGUUUUGAUGGGAGCGAUUUGAUUUAUUAUAAAAAUUGGAAUAGUUCCUAUACCUUCCUUGCUAAUGAUUAUGAUAUAAAGAAUGAGAUAAGUGUAAAAUAAGAGGUUUUUUAUCAAAUUUUUGAUGGUUGCUUUAGGAGUAUUAAAAAAAUAGAUGGUUAUCAAUGUGUAUAAUGCUAUUAUACAUAUAAAUGCUAAGAUGGCAAUUGUAUUUUACUUGAUGAAUAUACUAGCUAAUAAGUUUGUUUGCCUCCCUAUUAUCUUAAUUCACAAAGAAGGUGCAAUUUAUGUACUAUUCGAAAUUGUAAACACUGCUUUGAAUAUCAGGUUAAUGACUUAUCUAAAUGCACUCUUUACAAUAACUUUGACGAUUUUGAUCCAGACCAAGAAGUCAAGAUUGGUUGUGCAUUAUUUGAUGACAAUAUUAUUUUCGAUUUUUCUAUUGGUUAAUGCUAAUUUAAGACUCCAAAAAUAUAGCAAUGUUUGAGGUCUUUUAUUUAUGAUGGUUCAGAAGUCUGUACAUUAUCACAAAUUGGUGAUUUUACUUUGGCUCCUGAAAUAAUUAAUUGCCAAAUUAUCAUCCUUACUGUUUACAAUGUAUUUAAUCACCAGAAUUUACGAUAAAAUGUAUCAUCUGUCAGAUCGGUUAUGUUACUUCUCUUAAAACAGGAGGUUGCUAUUUGAGUAAGGAUUUACUAAUGCUAAAAUAUUAGUUGAAGGUGCUAUUAAGAAUGGAUGGAUGCAAAGAAUUUAGGGUUUCAUGAUGUAAUUCCUUCCAAAUAAAUCCUUCUAUUUUCAAUCUAAACUCGAUGGCAGCGUCUACUAAAUGGCACUAGAAUGUCUAGAGGGCUAUAAACUCGAUCAUCAUUUAAGAUGUACUUGGUAUUGUAAUCCUUCAUGCUUGGACUGCAAAAAUGAUUCCGAUACAUAUUAUUGUAACAUUUGUCCUUUAAAUUAAUACUACUAACCUAUCAGAGAAUAAAUAAAUGGGAAAUGCUCUGAAUGCACUCAACUUUGCUCAGUUUGUUAGGUCAGAACUAACGAUGAAAUACAUAUAUUUAUUUCUUUAAAUUUUAGAGCUAAAAGAACAAUUUUGAAAUAAAAGAUAAUAAUCUCAUCUAUACGAAGAAGUGUCUAAGAUCCGCUUAAGAUCCUUAAAUCUAUUUGGAUCCAUACGAUUAAAUUGCAAAAUAUUGUUUCGAUGAAACCUGUUCUUAAAUAUUGUUUUUUAAAAGGGUAAUAGAGAUUUGCUUACCUUCUUAAAUACUGCGGUAGGUUUUGGUAAAUAAUGAAUAUUUGAAUAAAUUAGGNAGUGUCCACUUGUUAAGAAUGACUGUAGAAUCCUAAAGGAUGGAGUAAAAAUUCCUAUUGUGAAAUUGAUUUAUACUUAAAAUAAAAUGGUUCUACUCAAACCACUAUGCGGCAAGGUUAUCAACCAUUUUUUGGUUUUGAUGGGAGCGAUUUGAUUUAUUAUAAAAAUUGGAAUAGUUCCUAUACCUUCCUUGCUAAUGAUUAUGAUAUAAAGAAUGAGAUAAGUGUAAAAUAAGAGGUUUUUUAUCAAAUUUUUGAUGGUUGCUUUAGGAGUAUUAAAAAAAUAGAUGGUUAUCAAUGUGUAUAAUGCUAUUAUACAUAUAAAUGCUAAGAUGGCAAUUGUAUUUUACUUGAUGAAUAUACUAGCUAAUAAGUUUGUUUGCCUCCCUAUUAUCUUAAUUCACAAAGAAGGUGCAAUUUAUGUACUAUUCGAAAUUGUAAACACUGCUUUGAAUAUCAGGUUAAUGACUUAUCUAAAUGCACUCUUUACAAUAACUUUGACGAUUUUGAUCCAGACCAAGAAGUCAAGAUUGGUUGUGCAUUAUUUGAUGACAAUAUUAUUUUCGAUUUUUCUAUUGGUUAAUGCUAAUUUAAGACUCCAAAAAUAUAGCAAUGUUUGAGGUCUUUUAUUUAUGAUGGUUCAGAAGUCUGUACAUUAUCACAAAUUGGUGAUUUUACUUUGGCUCCUGAAAUAAUUAAUUGCCAAAUUAUCAUCCUUACUGUUUACAAUGUAUUUAAUCACCAGAAUUUACGAUAAAAUGUAUCAUCUGUCAGAUCGGUUAUGUUACUUCUCUUAAAACAGGAGGUUGCUAUUUGAGUAAGGAUUUACUAAUGCUAAAAUAUUAGUUGAAGGUGCUAUUAAGAAUGGAUGGAUGCAAAGAAUUUAGGGUUUCAUGAUGUAAUUCCUUCCAAAUAAAUCCUUCUAUUUUCAAUCUAAACUCGAUGGCAGCGUCUACUAAAUGGCACUAGAAUGUCUAGAGGGCUAUAAACUCGAUCAUCAUUUAAGAUGUACUUGGUAUUGUAAUCCUUCAUGCUUGGACUGCAAAAAUGAUUCCGAUACAUAUUAUUGUAACAUUUGUCCUUUAAAUUAAUACUACUAACCUAUCAGAGAAUAAAUAAAUGGGAAAUGCUCUGAAUGCACUCAACUUUGCUCAGUUUGUUAGGUCAGAACUAACGAUGAAAUACAUAUAUUUAUUUCUUUAAAUUUUAGAGCUAAAAGAACAAUUUUGAAAUAAAAGAUAAUAAUCUCAUCUAUACGAAGAAGUGUCUAAGAUCCGCUUAAGAUCCUUAAAUCUAUUUGGAUCCAUACGAUUAAAUUGCAAAAUAUUGUUUCGAUGAAACCUGUUCUUAAAUAUUGUUUUUUAAAAGGGUAAUAGAGAUUUGCUUACCUUCUUAAAUACUGCGGUAGGUUUUGGUAAAUAAUGAAUAUUUGAAUAAAUUAGGCAUUGAUAGUUUGAUUCUUCAAUUUCAUUAUACCAACAGUAUGGCCUCAUGUUUUACUGCUCUUCUUCUCAAUAGCUAGCUUAAGCAAUAAGUUUUUUCACUUAAAUUCCUUCAUAUCAUUGUGAGUUCUAGAAAGGGUUUAAUAUUGUUAGCAUUUAAAAUCUUUUAAUAAUUUUUUCAACUACUAAAGAGAUAAAAUAAAGAUUAAAGAAAAUUUCAUCAAAUAAUGAAAAAAUAUUAUCUGAGAUUUAUUAGGAUAACUAACUUAUUGAAAAUUCUUUAUUUGAAAGCAGAUCCGUUGUAUUAGUGUCACCAGGUAUAAAGAAUAUUUCUGAUGUUGAUAAGCUUGAGUUGAAUUAAAUUAUUAUUCAAGAAACAAUUUCUUUUGCCAUUAGAAACAACAAUUCAAAGACGAACUUAAGUUUGCUUAAUUUUACUUAUUUGGAUACUUAAUUAAAUGAAACCUAAUCAAUCUUUUAAAGUGAAUUAUUUGGUGAUGUGAAUCUGAUAGAUGUUUACCUAAUAAACUUGAGCUUUCUAAAUUCUUCAUUUUUUAAUUUAACAAAUAGCCUAAUUGAAAGAAUUGUAAUUAUAGAGAAUUUUUUUAUUAAAAAUCUCUCUUUUUUUAAUUCAGCCUUAUUUUAAUUUAGCAACAUUUAAACACCUUUAUAUAGAAGAAAGUUCAUUCAUAAAUUCUGA